AUGAAACUUCUUGGAGCAUAUCAAAGAUUAAAGCCAUAUGUUGAGAGAGAACUUGGCUUAUGUCUUAAAGUAGAACAUCGUUUCGUUUGUUCAUUUUGUUUUGAAAUAUGCUCGACUAUUAAUAGACUUAGUCAACAUUAUGCCAUUCAUGGAUAUUUUUCGGAGCCAAAGGAGAGCAAUUUAGUUGUGGGAGAGAAAUUAGAAAGAAAAACAAGCAACCCACCAUCUAAAAUAUGCAGCAUUUGUACUUUAAGCUUCAAGAGCGCAAAAACACUCUCAAAACAUAUUAAAAGUGUUCAUCAUAAAUUAAAAUCAUUUAUGUGUACAAUAUGCUCGAAGAAUUUCUCUCGAAAGGCAGCGUUAGAUAUUCAUUUACGUCAACAUUCGUCAGAUGAAAGUGCAAAAAUUCUCGCUUGCGUUCAUCCACAAUGCACAUUCAAAGCGUUCGAUCCUAGCGUCCUAUCGAAGCAUAAGAAAAUUCAUAUAAAAUCCAAUAAGGGAAAAUAUGCUUGUCUUGCUGAUGAUUGUGAUUAUUAUGCUAUCCAAGCAACUGGAUUAAAAAAUCACGUUCUGUCCAAGCAUCCUCAAUUGUAUGAGACGAUGAAAUGUUCAUAUCCUCAAUGUAAAUUUGUGUCAGUGAACUCUGAGAGAUUAGCGAAGCAUAUGAAUGAUCACGAGAAAGGUUUGUUGGAUAUUAAUGAGGAAUCGCAAAGAAAUGAAGAAUCUCGCAAUGCAGCUUUACAUUCGAAUAUUGAGGCAAUGAUUUAA
Molecule: messenger RNA, 768 nt
Organism: Clunio marinus
Lineage: Eukaryota; Metazoa; Arthropoda; Insecta; Diptera; Chironomidae
Source: the annotation of a GenBank genome assembly